Ilex paraguariensis (yerba mate) is the source of this 203-nucleotide messenger RNA. NCBI's taxonomy places the organism in Eukaryota, Viridiplantae, Streptophyta, Magnoliopsida, Aquifoliales, Aquifoliaceae. The record is from the annotation of a GenBank genome assembly.
AAAUGGAAGAGAAAGAAGAGAUCAAACAAAGUCCUCCACAAGAUCAGAACAAAGUAAAGCCUGAUAAACAAGGUGAAACCAACAAAGAGGACAAAGUAGCUCAGAUGCUUGAAGCAACUCAAUUGCAAAAGGACACGACGGAAGAGAAACAUGAAAGUGAAACUGAAGUCAAAUUUGACAAGCAGGAAAUUGCAGGAGGAUAG